Molecule: messenger RNA, 1111 nt
Organism: Musa acuminata AAA Group (dessert banana)
Lineage: Eukaryota; Viridiplantae; Streptophyta; Magnoliopsida; Zingiberales; Musaceae
Exons: 4
Coding region: 169-975 (268 amino acids)
Source: RefSeq, a predicted model, not a curated record
CGAUAAUACUGAUUAUGUAGGUUAAUGUAAUUUUAAAAUAUAAUAAAAUAUUCCUUUAUAACCCGCCCUUGUUUCCUUUCUUCCACUCUUUCCGCAACAGCGUCCUCUCUCUCCUCGUCUGCGCGACUCGCCCAUCCGAUCGCCGCCUCAAUCUGGGAAGAAGAAGACAUGGACGAAGGGACGUCGAAGCCGCGGUUGUGCCUGACGGAGAAGGAACAGCUUGCGGCUCGCAAAUUGAGCAGGCUCUCGCAGAUGCUCCUCCAGUUGCAACACCGCCGCUGCCGCCGCACCACCUACGUCUUCCCCGAAUACCUUCGCUGGGGCGAGUGGCGGAGCCGCUCCAUCCCUGACGGUCCACCCUCUUCCGUCCCUCCUCCUCCGCCACCUCUACCUCCGAUCAUUGUCCCUCCGCAGGGCCGGGCCUCAGACGGCGGCCAGAGGAAGUUAAGCAACCCCUUGAGGGCGGGGAGCGGCGGCAAGGACGACGCCAUGCCGAGCUCGUCGGCGGCACUGCCUGCGGUCAAUCGGGUCAACAAGCGACCCGAGUCGGUGCUGAAUCACCGCCGAGAAUUCGCGUCGCUCGACGACGGAGCUCAUCUCAAGAGAAAUAUCGAGCAGCAUAGCAAUCAAUUGAGAGCAAGGAAUUCUGUUCUCAGACAAGUGGAGGAGCAAAAACUUGUCAUCGCGGCGAAGGUUUGGCCGGCUGCCGCCAUUGGAUGUAGUCCAACACGGAACCGCCACCGCCGACGCCAGCGCCAACCACCCGGGUUGGCCCUAAUCCCCGCGGAUCCCAAGCUCGCAUUCUUUCCGUUGGAAAAUCACCAGGAACUGGACGGCCGGUGCGCCACGGAACGGGCGCCAAGCUCCCGGGCCAUGCUAGAUCUGAACGCGCCACCGGAGACGGAGGAGGAGACAGAGGAAGAGGGAGAGGAUCAGGUGCCGGCGGCAGCGGCGGGACGAGAGAAGAGCGUGUAGAAAACAGAAACGAAUACGGUGGUGCGGACACGGCGGUUCGUUAUGUAGAUUACAUGCCCUAAUCGUAAGCAUGCAUUAUUGUUAUAGUGAUAAUAACGGUAUUUUUGUUAUCACUAUCUAUCAAGAAGAAACACAA